UAAUAAUAAUAAUAAUAAUAAUAUAUAAUACUAUUGAUAAACAUAUGCCUAAACGGAAUAAAAAAUCAAUAACUGAUACAGAUCAUUGUAAAACAAGUUGUUGCUAUACAUGUAAAUUGAAAUCAACACAGAAAAGAUCAAAUUAUCGACGUGAAAUACAUGAAAUUUCUUCUCCUCUACGUCCGGAACAAAUUUCAUAUAUCCUUAAUCGUAAUAAAACAUUCGAUGAUAUCUCUAUGCCAUCUGCAUGGAUUGCACCAUUUCCAUCAAAAUCAUUUAAAUCAGAUCAUAGUGAAAUUGAUCAUUUACAUGAACGUAUAAGUCCUAGUCUUAUACAAACAACUCCAUUGAAUAUUCAGUCUAAUAUAACAAUUUCACAAUUAGAUAAUCAACAAAAGAUUAAAUCAAAUCAAUCAUGGUCAAAACAUACAGAAGAUUCAUAUGAUACAUCAUUAGUAUGUAGUUUAUCAGCUGAAUUAGCUAGUGUUGGUAGACAAAGAUUUCGUUUAACUUAUAUUACAGAUCGUUUAUUAGUUGUAAGCUAUCCACCUGAAGCAACUAAAACUGAUCAUAAUGAAGGUGCUCGAUGGUUAUGUAAAGCAUUUGAAAAACGUUAUGGUGAAAACUAUAGGAUAUUUAAUCUGUCCGGUUUCACCAAAGAAUUACACUUUUCAAGUCGAACUCCUGUAAUUGAUUUAUUCUGGGCAGGAAAACUUGCUCCAGCUUUGGAACAAUUAGUGACAGCUAUUGAUCAAUUAGACUUUUGGCUUCAUAAUCAUGAUAUUCCAUCAACAAAUGAUAUAAAAAAAUCUAAAGAAAUCAAUACUAUAAAUAAUCGUGUAGCUGUUCUUCAUUGUACCGGACCAAAAUGUUUAUUAGCAACAUAUCUGGCUGUUUAUAUGUGUCAAUCAAAAGCAAGAUUUGGUCCAUUAUAUGGACAAAGACCUGGUUCACCAACAGCACGUGGUUUACAAUGGAAUGAAAAUCGACUAAGAAGAUUUAAACAUGAACUUGUCUUGGGACAUACCAUAUUGAAAAAAUUCUAUGAAGAUAAUUUAGCUAGAGAAUUGAAUCCUUCACAAAAAAGAUAUGUUGGAUAUUUUUCUGGUUUAUUAACUGGUGCAUUAAUUUUACAAGAUCGUUUAGUUUAUUUACAUACAAUUGUCUAUCGUGAUUCAUCAAGAGGACGUUAUCUUGGUCAACCAUUAGAUGCAAUUAUAGAAAAUAAUAAUGAAAAUUCAUUAUAUGCACAACCAGAUGAAAUUAUAACAAAUAAAAUACAAUAUCAUAAUCAUCAUGAUCAUAAUAAGAUUAAAGAAACAUUUAUAUCAUUCAAUCAAAAUGAUCUAUUAAUCGAUAAUUUAAAUAAAAUCAAUAAUGAUAAUAAUAAUAAUAAUAAUAAUAAUAAUAAUGAUAAUGAUGAUGAUAUUGAUCAUAUUAAAAGAUGGGAUCAAAUAUUUUCCACACCAAUUGAUUUAUUGAAAACAACAAUGAUUACACAACAACCCCAGCAACAACAACAACCCCAGCAACAUCACCACCCCCAGCAACAACAACAACAACAAACUGAUCAAUCGACAUUUAAUAAAUUACCAUCAUUUAAACAAUUUCAAACAUUUGUUGAUAAAGAAUGUGGUCUUUUUUUAAAAAUUUAUCAAAAUUUAAAUUUAAUGCAUACGACAAGAGUUUUAUGCCCAAAUGUGAAUUUUCGAGUGGAACGAUACAUUUUUCCAAUUGAACCAGUGUUACCAUUGCAUGGUGAUGUUCUAAUCGCUUGUUACAUACAACCAAACUUUUCAACACAACUUCAAGAAUGUUUAUUUCGAGCUCAAUUUCAUACAUGUGCAGUGGAUGCUGAAAAAUUAUCCUUUUUCAAAGUUGAUUUAGACGAGGCAUGUGAGAAGACAAUUUUUCCAUCAACUGGUUGUGUUGAAUUAUAUUUCACAUCACAUCGUGAACUUAUUACAGAGCAUACGGAUAAUAUAGAACGUGGUUGUUAUAUAUGGACAACAGCUGAACGUGAAUCAAAUAUUUUAACAACAAGAAAACAAUUACAUAAAUUAAAUUGUGAUCAAUUUCAACAUCGUGUUCAUGAUGAUAAUGAUGAUGAUGAUGAUGACGAUGAUGAUGAUGACCAUGAUGAUCAUGAUCAUAAUGAAUUUGUUACUACUAUUUAUGAUAGAACAAAUAAUAACAUUUUUCCUAAAUUACAUAAUACAUCUAGACAAGCAUUACGUAUAUUGAUUACAACACAAGAACAAUUGAUUAGUGUAGCUGGUGGAUUAUUUACACAAAGUAUUAGUGAUUCACAAGCACCAAUGUGGUCUGUUAAUCAUAAUCAAGAACUAACUGAUUCAUCAAAACCCAAUCGAUUGAAUUUAAUGCGACAAACAUCUGAUCCACUAAGUCAUCCAGUAAUACGUGGUCGUAGUCCACAAAGUUCCAGUCAAUGGAUAAAUAUACAAGAUGCUUCACAUAAUACAAAUCAAAUACCUUUAUAUCAACAGGCAUUACUUAGUCCUCGAGUAAAAGUUCCACAAAAUAAUAAUUUAUUAACUAAAGGUUUAAUUCAAUCAGAUUAUACUACAAAUAUGUAUUCUGAUACAUCACAGUAUCAACAACAAUCUCAACAACAAACUCAACUUACUCCUAAUCAAUCAUCAAGUGGGCAAAUUUCAAUGAAUCGAUCAAAUUUGGCACAAUUACAAAGUUUAUAUCAACAAUUACUUCAACAGCAUCAACAACUUUUACAACAACAACAACGUCAACAACUUCAUCCACAACAACAGCAGCAGCAACAACAACAACAACAACAACAACCUUUGGACUAUGCAGCUGGUCAACCAAUAGACAGUAGUCUUUAUGCAACUGUUCAACGUCCAUCAACUAAUAUUCCUAGUUCAUUGGUUGCAAGUUUACAACGUGUAAUAUUACAGCAGCAGCAGCAGCAACAACAACAACAACAACAACAAACUGCAAUGCAACAACAAUUACAGAUUCCUCAGACACAACCGUCAAUCAUCCCCAGUGUGAGUAUGUAUGCACAGGCUACACCAGCUAUACAACCCUUAACAACACUUAGUCUUUCUGGUUUAUCUACAUCAUCUGCUUUUACUAAUCUUGCACGAGCUUUACUUCCUACAUCAGUUGUUUAUAAUACUGGAGAAUCAUUAACUGCACCACCAUCAUUGUCUGGUGCUCCACCUCCAACAUUAUUUCAUAGUCCUAAUUUAAUGCCAAAUUCUAAUCUACUUCUUUCAAAUUUAAGACCACCAAUGUUUCCCCAACAACCGCAACAACCACAACACUUGUUACAGAAUUUUCAAAUUCCAUCUGCUAUGGAACCAUCUUAUCUUUCAUCACAAAAUAGAUUAGCUGGUCCAUUAAAUAUGGGAUUAAUUGGUGAUAUUGCACAAACUGAUCUAUUGAAUGAUCCAUCAUGGCAAGCUGAACAAAGACGAAGAAUUGAUCUACAAAGAACACGUUCAUUGUUAAAUGAACAAGAAAGGAAAUUAUUUGAAGAAUUGAAAAAUAUUCGUAAUCGACGAGCUGGUCUUUCAAAAUUAGAACAAUUUGGACGUUCUACUACUGGUAGUGGUAGCAGUACUGUUGGUACUUCUGGAUUAACACCUUUAGAAAGUUAUCGUCGAGUUACUAAACGUAUAUCAACCAGUGAAGAUGCACGUCUUAGAAAUCGUAAUAGACCUUUAUAUGCAAUUGGCAGAUCUGGGUCAGCUGAUACAGCAAGAGUACCACUUGGCAGUGGUAGUCAUUAUCCAUAUGGUGAUGCUUAUGGAUCAGAUCUUGAUGAAGAUUCAGCUCUAUUGGCUAUUUUAGAACAAAGAUUGUCUAGAAAACCGGAAAGUCGAAGAAUCUACUCGGAUUCCGAGAUGGGAUUACAAGAUGCAGCUGAUAUUCCAUUACGUAUUGUUGGACAACAACAACGUUCGGGUCAUGUAGUUGACGGGUCUAGUCAAGCUUUCACUGGUCCUGCUAUACCAGGUGAACAAAAUGAAGACUCGGAAUUAUUUCCAAGACGGCCAAGGAUACAAGUUGUACAUUCUCCUGUUGAAGCAUCCAAUCAAAUAACCAGUGGACCAACUAGAGGCAGAGCAUUUUCUGGAUCUCCGACAAUUUAUCAAACUCAAGGACCAUAUACAAAAUCAAGAUUAUCUUAUAUGUCCCCUGCUAAAAGAUCACCAUUAUACGACUACAAAUAACUAUGUAAACGAAUCCCAUAUCUCCUAUAACA
Molecule: messenger RNA, 4252 nt
Organism: Schistosoma spindalis
Lineage: Eukaryota; Metazoa; Platyhelminthes; Trematoda; Strigeidida; Schistosomatidae
Source: the annotation of a GenBank genome assembly